Molecule: messenger RNA, 4686 nt
Organism: Lasiodiplodia theobromae
Lineage: Eukaryota; Fungi; Ascomycota; Dothideomycetes; Botryosphaeriales; Botryosphaeriaceae
Product: Fatty acid synthase subunit protein
Exons: 4
Coding region: 1-4686 (1561 amino acids)
Biological process (GO): long-chain fatty acid biosynthetic process
Cellular component (GO): fatty acid synthase complex
Molecular function (GO): 3-oxoacyl-[acyl-carrier-protein] synthase activity; holo-[acyl-carrier-protein] synthase activity; fatty acid synthase activity
Source: RefSeq, a predicted model, not a curated record
AUGACGCUGGAUCAAGAUUUGGCCCACGAGGCGGUGGUGGAGUUGUUGGCGCACCAAUUCGCAUACCCGGUAAAAUGGAUCGAUACACAGGACGUCCUUCUCGGGCAGCAGAAGAAGGAGAGGGUGGUGGAGAUCGGGCCGUCGAACACGCUGACUGUCAUGGCGAAGCGGACCGUGGCAUCACAGCUCAGAGACCACGACGACGCGCAAUGGAUCCGGAGGGACCUGCUGGCCUGCGAGGACGACACUGACGAGAUAUAUUUUCAGCGAGACCUGCCGCCGCCCAGCGCGAGCGCCGCGGCGGUGGAUGAGGCAGCAGCGGAGCGUCGGCAGAGCCAGCCGAGCGUUGAGGAACCGGCGGCCGUCCCUGCGCCGGCGCCCAGGAGCGGGCCGGCGCCAAAGAAGGCGGACGAGCCCAUCGCCGCGAAGGCCAUACUGCGGGCCAUGAUCGCACAGAAACUGAAGAAGCGGCCGGAAGACGUCCAGGACCAGGACAGCAUCAAGUCGCUGGCGGGCGGGCGGUCGACGCUCGAGAACGAGAUUGUCGGCGACCUGGUCAGCGAGUUCGGCGGCGUGCCCGAGCGCGCCGAAGACAUGGGCGUCGCGGCACUCGGCGACGCGCUGCAGCGCGGCUUCCGGGGGGCCCUGGGCGCGCAGACGUCGGCGAUGGUGGAGAAGCUGAUGGGGGCGAAGAUGCCGGGCGGGUUUGGGUUGAGAGAGGCACGCGCGUACCUCGACGCGCGGUGGGGCCUAGCGAGCGGCCGCCAGGACGCGGUGCUGCUAAGCGCCGCCACCGACCCGCCCGCCGCCCGACUGCCCGACGUCGGCACCGCCCACGGCUUUCUCGACGCCAAGGCCCGCCGCCACCUGCUGGACGCAGGACUCCCCGUCGACGACCCGCCGCCAACUCACCAGAAUGCGGCUCCGUCCGCCGACUCAGAGGCGCUCCGCUCCAUCACCAAGGACCACGAGGCUUUCAACCGCCGCCAGCUGGAGCUUUACGCCCGACAGCUUGGUGUCGACCUCCACGCGGGUUUGAAAGCCUCUGAAAACGCCCUUGCCGCAGCCACAGGCCUCCAGGACCAGCUUGAUUUGUGGAACACUGAACAUGGACAGGCGUACGCUUCCGGAAUCCGUCCAAUUUUUGAUCCGCGAAAGGCGCGCUCGUUUGACUCGAGUUGGGCGUGGGUGAUCCAGGAUGCACUCAGCCUGUUCCACCGUUUGCUCCACGAUGCGCCAGCACCCGACGACGCCCAAGUGCGCGAGCUCUGCAACUCCAUCUCUCAGCGCUCCACUCCCAGGCUCCUCGAGGCUCUGCGCUACCUGCAAGCCAUCUGCCAGAAGGAUUCGACCGACCGCCACAAAGCAGCCGAGCAAGCCAUCACGUCGCUCAUCGGCCGCUGUGAGGCCCAGCAGACUCCAUCUUUUAUCUUCCCGGCCCCAGCCAGCGGUGCAAGCCCAUGCACCCACCAGAUAAAGCGCAAGUCAUCUGGCGAAUGGGUACGAGACGAGGAAGCGACCCACGCCUUUUACGAAGCACUUCGCACUGUUCAGACGGACGGCCUAUCAUUCAUCGACCGCACUGUUUUGAUAACUGGUGCUGGCCGUGGCUCUAUCGGCGCAGAGAUUCUGGCCGGUUUACUUGCCGGAGGAGCCAAGGUCAUUGUGACCACCAGCAGCUAUUCGUCCGCCAGCAUCAAUGCCUACAGGGACGUGUACGUCGACCACGCUGGCCCCGGUUCCCGUCUCGUUGUUGUGCCCUUCAACCAGGGAAGCCAUUCUGACGUAGAGGCCUUGAUCUCGUACAUCUAUGACCAGAGUGGGCUUGGAUGGGACCUUGAUGCCGUUGUUCCAUUUGCCGCUAUUUCCGAAGGAGGCCGAGAGGUUGACACCAUCGACUCCAAGUCCGAACUGGCUCAUCGGGUCAUGCUUACGAAUGUAAUCCGCCUCGUUGGGGCUAUCAAGAGGCACAAACAGGGAGCUGGAUACGACACCCGCCCUGCGCAGGUUAUUCUGCCACUGUCCGCGAACCACGGCAUCUUUGGCGGAGACGGCCUCUACGCCGAGUCCAAGAUCGCCUUGGAAACGCUGUUCAACAAAUGGUAUUCCGAGUCCUGGAGUAACUACCUUUCCAUUGGCGGAGCUGCCAUUGGCUGGACUCGCGGAACUGGGCUCAUGAAAGGAAACGACGUGCUUGCAGAAGAGGUAGAGAAGCUCGGCAUCAGUACCUUCUCGCAAUCUGAGAUGGCGGCAAAUAUCCUUGCCUUGCUGGACCCGGAAAUGAUGGAAGUAAUGGAGGAGCGCCCUCUCUACGCAGACUUUAAUGGCGGCCUCGAAACAGUUCACGACCUCUCCGAGCAGUUAAGGCAGAUACGCAAGAACGCCACCGAUGCGGAUGACAUCAAACGCGCUCUGGCUGCCGAAGAGUCCUUGGAUAACCCAGAGAUGGCGUUCGACGAAGACCCCUUCCUUCCUCGCGCCAACAUCGGGCUGGGCUUUCCAGACCUUCCAGACUUUCAAUCUUCCUUGAAACCACUGAACAAGCUGCACGGCAUGGUUGACCUUGACAGCGUUGUUGUCGUUGCGGGCUUCUCGGAGCUUGGACCCUGGGGAUCCGCACGUACCAGAUGGGAAAUGGAAGCCAGGGGAACCUUCUCGUUGGAAGGCUGGGUGGAGAUGGCUUGGAUCAUGGGCCUCAUCAAAUACGCAGAGCACCCGACGUGGCAGGGAAUCGAGCAGCCUGCCGGCUGGGUUGACGCCAAGAGUAGUGAGCCGAUCCAAGAUCACGAGAUUGAAGGACGCUACGGCGAACACAUCAAAGCGCACACCGGCAUUCGGAUUGUUGAGCCAGAGCUUUGGGACGGCUAUGACCCCGACAAGAAGCAGUUCUUUCAGGAAGUCGUAGUGCAAGAGGACCUGGAGCCGUUUGAAACAUCCAACGACACCGCCCAGGCCUUUAAACGCCGCCACGGACAUCACGCAGACGUCCUGGAUGGCAAGGUGUACAUUAAAAAGGGCGCAACACUCUUGAUUCCAAAGGCAGCCAAGUUCAGUCACAACGUCGCCGGUCAGAUCCCCACCGGUUUCAACCCGCGCACGUACGGCAUUUCCGAAGACAUCAUCUCUCAGGUGGAUCCAAUCACUCUUUACUCUCUCGUCUGCACCAUCGAAGCUCUCUUCUCCGCCGGUAUCACCGAUCCAUAUGAGAUAUACCAGUACAUUCACGCUUCGGAGCUUGGUAACUGCGUUGGAACCGGCGUUGGCGGCGUGGCAUCAGCAGCGCGCAUGUACAAAGGCCGGUCGAUGGAGAAGGACGUGCCAAAAGACGUUCUCCAGGAAACUUUCUUGAACACGGUUGGAGCGUGGAUUAACAUGCUCCUGUUGUCAUCCAACGGUCCCAUUAGAACCCCGGUGGGAGCCUGCGCCACUGCCAUUGAAUCCCUCGACACGGCUCAUGAUUUGAUCAUGACCGGGAAGGCAAAGUUCUGCCUUGUCGGAGGUGUUGAUGAUCUGGAAGAGCACAUGGCCUACGAGUUUGCCAAUAUGAAGGCUACGAAUAACAACGAGCUGGAUGCCGCCCACGGACGUGCUCCCAGCGAGAUGUCCCGCCCUACCGCCUCGGAUCGGAGAGGAUUUCUCGAGUCUCAUGGCUGCGGUCUCCAGGUGGUCUGCACAGCAAAGCUUGCUCUGGAAAUGGGGCUUCCCGUUUAUGGCAUCCUCGCCUUCACUGGAACUGCAAGUGACAAGGUUGGCCGUUCUGUUCCAGCGCCUGGCAAGGGAGUCAUGGUCAAUGUCAGAGAACGGCCCGCAGCCUUUGCUUCUCCACUGCUCAGCCUUGAUUACCGACGACGCCAGAUGACAAGCAGAAGAAGUCAAAUCAAUGAAUUCAAAGAGCUGGAACUUGCCCAGUUGGAAGAUGAAAUAGCCGCCAUGGACAUGGACAAAGACUCUCUUGAGGAGUACAAAACCUAUCGCGAGCAACACAUCAAUUCCGAGGCUUCACGCCAGGAGUCUGAUGCCUUGCGGGCUUUUGGAAACAACUUUUGGAGACAACACCCGGAGAUUGCGCCCAUUCGUGGCGCUCUUGCAACCUGGGGUCUCUCGAUUGAUGAUCUCCAGGUGGCAUCAUUCCACGGCACCUCGACCAUCAAAAAUGAGCAGAACGAGUGUGAAAUAAUGCAGCGUCAGCUCACGCACCUCGGUCGGACCCGUGGAAACAGGAUAUUGGGCGUCUUUCAGAAGUAUCUCACCGGUCAUCCGAAAGGAGCAGCUGGUGCUUGGAUGCUCAACGGAUGCUUGCAGAUGAUGCAUACCGGCCUCGUUCCGGGAAACCGGAAUGCAGACAACAUCGAUCCUUAUCUCGAGCAGUUCGACCACAUUGCCUUCAUGAACAAGAGCAUCCAGACAACAGGUAUCAAAGCUGCAUCUGUCUUCUCUUUUGGCUUUGGGCAAAAGGGAACACAGGCAAUUGUCGUUCACCCUAAAUACCUCUUCGCAGUUUUGGAUGAAGCAGAGUAUGAUGUUUACAAAAGGAAGACGUUGCAGAGGCGAAGGGUUGCAACUGCAGAGUUCCAGCAACGAAUGUUGAAUGGGACGUUAUUCAUAGCCAAGGAUGUUGCUCCAUUCCAGGGCAAACGAGAAGCCGAGGCUUUGAUAGAUCCUACCUCCCGCCUGUCUUCGUCGUAG